Molecule: messenger RNA, 931 nt
Organism: Athene cunicularia (burrowing owl)
Lineage: Eukaryota; Metazoa; Chordata; Aves; Strigiformes; Strigidae
Gene: RBP5
Product: retinol binding protein 5
Exons: 4
Coding region: 433-840 (135 amino acids)
Biological process (GO): fatty acid transport
Cellular component (GO): cytosol; nucleus
Molecular function (GO): fatty acid binding
Source: RefSeq, a predicted model, not a curated record
CCGUCUCUCCUCGACGGCUUGGCCGGGCCGAGACAUCGCUGUGAAGAAGCUCGCAGCCGUCGGCCUCAUGGUGUGAGAAAGGGCCGGUGGGGUGGGGGGGCGUGAUGGCGCUGGUCGGCCGCCGAGAGUUGAACCCAAGCAGCCCCCGCAGAGGGUGGAGGGUGAGGAGGUGCCCUGCUGUUCUCACGCCCCGCCGCUCCGAGCCGCGGUGGAGACGCUGGAAGCGGGGGCAGGCCCUGCCUUUUCCGCGCCCCCCGACGCGGAGACUCUUAUUGCGGCGAGUAGUCCGGGAGCCGGGCUGCCCCCCAGACCUCCACCCACCGCGGGGGAGGCACCGGCCCGACAGGCGAGCGCGCUGGGACCCCGCUCCGCGCCUCUCCCGCUCUUUGCCCACUCUCCUCCGCGCAGCUGGCCCCGUCCCUCCGCCCCGGGAUGCCUCCCAACCUCACCGGCUAUUACCGCUUCGUCUCCCAGGAGAACAUGGACAAUUACCUGCGCGCUUUAGAUAUCAACGUGGUCCUGCGAAAACUGGUGUGCCUCCUGAAGCCCGAUAAAGAGAUCAUCCACACAGGAGACCACAUGGUCAUCCGCACCAUCACGUCCCUGCGGGACUACGUUAUGGAUUUUGACCUGGGAGUCCAGUUUGAGGAAGACCUGGGACCCGUGGAUGGACGCACGUGCCGGACAACCGUCUCCUGGGAGGGGGAUCAGCUGGUGUGUGAGCAGCUAGGAGAGAAGAGGAACCGAGGCUGGAGGCACUGGCUGGAGGGGGACCAGCUGCAUCUGCGCAUGACUGCUGAAGAUGAGGUCUGUGUCCAGGUUUUCCAGAAAGUGAAGUGAGUGCUCCGUGGGAUGGAUGCCAGGACCCCCACUCCUGAGUGUAAACUGUCCCGAUUGAAAAAGAAACAAGACCUGAGGGAGCCAAGCCCCA